Molecule: messenger RNA, 888 nt
Organism: Humulus lupulus (European hop)
Lineage: Eukaryota; Viridiplantae; Streptophyta; Magnoliopsida; Rosales; Cannabaceae
Exons: 2
Coding region: 1-888 (295 amino acids)
Source: RefSeq, a predicted model, not a curated record
AUGCAAUUGAAGGAUGGCGACAAAGGUUUUGAGCACAACCAGGAGCAGAUCCAGAGUGAUUUUUCAGAAUGGAUGGAAAUUAUACAAAAGGGGAAAGCUGUUGCGAAAAGAUCAGGUACGGUUAAAACACCCUUACAUAUUUUACGUGUUAAUAGCCGUGCUGUGAGGGAACAGGGGAACCAGGGGUUUAAGAAGUUGAAUGUAAAAAUUGAGAAAGAAGAUGUGGAAAAGGAGAUUAAAUUAUGGUCCUCAUCUUUGAGGGAUAUGGUCUUGAAUGGGGGAUAUAUGUUUUUUGAUAGGAAGCCUGUUGUUAUGAAGGCUUGGUCUGCUGAUGGGAGUUUCACCAAGGAAGAACUCUAUAAAUUUCCAAUUUGGGUGCACAUGUACGAUUUGCACUUAAAAUACUGGGGUAAUAGAGCUUUGGCAAAAAUUCUUAGCCCUGUUGGAGAGUACUUACAGCAGGAUGUAGCCAAAAGGAACCGAGAUAAACUUCAAUAUGCUAGAGUUUUGAUUGAGGUGACCAUAGAUCAAGAGUUUCUUGACACAGUAGAAUUCUUAAAUGAAAAUGAUGAGAUUACUUAUGUUACUUUGUUGUAUGAGUGGAAGCCGAUUAGAUGCACUAAUUGUGAUGGAUAUGGGCAUUCAAAGGAAGUCUGCAAGAAGAAGAAUGAAGUGGUGAAAAGGUGGGUGCCGAAAGCUCAUCAAAAGAACACGAUGCUUCCAGUACAAAAGGCAAUAAACAAAAAGGAUGCUAGUGUCACUUCAAUAGCCAACAACAAGCUCAAAAUGUCUACAAAAGCCGAUCCAACACCAACAAAGAAUACUUUUCAGGCCCUGGAAGGAAUGACAGAUGGGAGAUUCAAGUGGGACAAUUACUUUGUGAUUUAG